This is a messenger RNA of Coregonus sp. 'balchen', 14016 nucleotides long. The record is from the annotation of a GenBank genome assembly. NCBI's taxonomy places the organism in Eukaryota, Metazoa, Chordata, Actinopteri, Salmoniformes, Salmonidae.
ACCCUCCACCGCUCUAUCCAGCCCCUCUAGGCUGAGAGGAUCAGAUUACUACACAACAGGAUCCACACUCCUCUGGACAGGAUCUCCUUUUUGUUUACUGUGAAUGAGGAGGGGUGGUGAUGAUGUCAGAGGACAGCUGUGGCCGAAUAUGCUGUAGGGGGAUGUAUAGCUGCUACUGGAGGCACCCCAGUGACAGGAACCAAAAAGUGAGUACUGUAUGCCUAGAAUUGUAUUGUGUGUAGAAUAUACAGUAGCUAUAGGACAUUCAUUAAGACAAUUACGAUUUUUACAUUUACAUUUACGUCAUUUAGCAGACGCUCUUAUCCAGAGCGACUUACAAAUUGGUGCAUUCACCUUAUAUAGCCAGUGGGAUAACCACUUUACAAUGUUAUUUUUUUUUUGGGGGGGGGGGGGGGGGGGGGGGUUAGAAGGGUAGAAGGAUUACUUAUCCUAUCCCAGGCACUAACUUUUUUUUUUGGCACUAACUCCUCACUAUCCUCACCUUUGGUUUAUGUACUGUUUACAUUUACAUUUGAUUAAUUUAGCAGACACUCUUAUCCAGAGCGACUUAUAUUUAGUGCAUUACUAUACAGUGGGGGAAAAAAGUAUUUAGUCAGCCACCAAUUGUGCAAGUUCUCCCACUUAAAAAGAUGAGAGAGGCCUGUAAUUUUCAUCAUAGGUACACGUCAACUAUGACAGACAAAAUGAGAAAAAAAUAUCCAGAAAAUCACAUUGUAGGAUUUUUUAAUGAAUUUAUUUGCAAAUUAUGGUGGAAAAUAAGUAUUUGGUCAAUAAAAAAAGUUUCUCAAUACUUUGUUAUAUACCCUUUGUUGGCAAUGACACAGGUCAAACGUUUUCUGUAAGUCUUCACAAGGUUUUCACACACUGUUGCUGGUAUUUUGGCCCAUUCCUCCAUGCAGAUCUCCUCUAGAGCAGUGAUGUUUUGGGGCUGUCGCUGGGCAACACAGACUUUCAACUCCCUCCAAAUAUUUUCUAUGGGGUUGAGAUCUGGAGACAGGCUAGGCCACUCCAGGACCUUGAAAUGCUUCUUACGAAGCCACUCCUUCGUUGCCCGGGCGGUGUGUUUGGGAUCAUUGUCAUGCUGAAAGACCCAGCCACGUUUCAUCUUCAAUGCCCUUGCUGAUGGAAGGAGGUUUUCACUCAAAAUCUCACGAUACAUGGCCCCAUUCAUUCUUUCCUUUACACGGAUCAGUCGUCCUGGUCCCUUUGGAAACACAGCACGAAAGCUGUUUCCACCCCCAUGCUUCACAGUAGGUAUGGUGUUCUUUGGAUGCAACUCCGCAUUCUUUGUCCUCCAAACACGACAAGUUGAGUUUUUACCAAAAAGUUAUAUUUUGGUUUCAUCUGACCAUAUGACAUUCUCCCAAUCCUCUUCUGGAUCAUCCAAAUGCACUCUAGCAAACUUCAGACGGGCCUGGACAUGUACUGGCUUAAGCAGGGGGACACAUCUGGCACUGCAGGAUUUGAGUCCCUGGCGGCGUAGUGUGUUACUGAUGGUAGGCUUUGUUACUUUGGUCCCAGCUCUCUGCAGGUCAUUCACUAGGUCCCCCCGUGUGGUUCUGGGAUUUUUGCUCACCGUUCUUGUGAUCAUUUUGACCCCACGGGGUGAGAUCUUGCGUGGAGCCCCAGAUCGAGGGAGAUUAUCAGUGGUCUUGUAUGUCUUCCAUUUCCUAAUAAUUGCUCCCACAGUUGAUUUCUUCAAACCAAGCUGCUUACCUAUUGCAGAUUCAGUCUUCCCAGCCUGGUGCAGGUCUACAAUUUUGUUUCUGGUGUCCUUUGACAGCUCUUUGGUCUUGGCCAUAGUGGGGUUUGGAGUGUGAGUGUUUGAGGUUGUGGACAGGUGUCUUUUAUACUGAUAACAAGUUCAAACAGGUGCCAUUAAUACAGGUAACGAGUGGAGGACAGAGGAGCCUCUUAAAGAAGAAGUUACAGGUCUGUGAGAGCCAGAAAUCUUGCUUGUUUGUAGGUGACCAAAUACUUAUUUUCCACCAUAAUUUGCAAAUAAAUUCAUUAAAAAUCCUACAAUGUGAUUUUCAGGAUUUUUUUUCUCAAUUUGUCUGUCAUAGUUGACGUGUACCUAUGAUGAAAAUUACAGGCCUCUCUCAUCUUUUUAAGUGGGAGAACUUGCACAAUUGGUGGCUGACUAAAUACUUUUUUCCCCCCACUGUAUACUGUAAUUCCAUGUAGCUCAAAUGUUGUUUUAGUGACUUCUCUCAGGUCAGAGCUACAGUUGGCCUACAAGGAAAUGUUCACACGGCUUUGAUAUGUGUUGCAAUAAAAAUCGUCAUUGUCAUCCAGCAGCAGCAAUCACUGAGGCAUUGCCAAGGGAAUUCAGCUUUGAAUUUACUUAUGCCUUCUCUACAGUUCAAUUUCUUGUACCUGCUUUACAGUGAUUAUAAGGGAUUAGCAUUCCAUUGGACAGCAUUCAGUUGAAGCAUGAGGAUUUAAUCCCCUUUAUAAACUCACUGUGGGUGUAUACAGUGGGGAAAAAAAGUAUUUAGUCAGCCACCAAUUUUUGGUGGCUGACUAAAGGAUUUUUUUUUCUCAUUUUGUCUGUCAUAGUUGACGUGUACCUAUGAUGAAAAUUACAGGCCUCUCUCAUCUUUUUAAGUGGGAGAACUUGCACAAUUGGUGGCUGACUAAAUACUUUUUUCCCCCACUGUAAUAGGAAGCCUCUAUUCCUAGGCCAAUGAGAUGUGUAUGGAUGUUAUUGGAGAGGCAUCCAUUCAUUCAGACCUGUUGUGUAAAUAAGUGCAGGAUAAUUGGGAGAGGGAGAUUGCAAUGCAGUAGAGCAUGUGAAUGUGUGCCAGGACUAAUUGCUGAACUGAACUCACAGGCCCCUACAGGCUGGGUAAAAGCUUAUCUGGGACAGAACGAGUGGUGGGAAAAAGUACCCAAUUGUCAUACUUGAGUUAAAGUAAAGAUACCUUAAUAGAAAUUACUUGAGUAAAAGUUGAAGUCACCCAGUAAAAAACUUACUUGAGUAAAAGUCUAAAAGUAAAUGUAAUUGCUCAAAUAUACUUAAGUAUCAAAAGUAAAAGUAAAAGUAUAAAUCAUUUCAAAUUCCUUAUAUUAAGCAAACCAGACGGUUUUAAAUUUACAGAUAUCCCGGGGCACACUCCAACACUCAGACAUAAUGUACAAACAAAGCAUUUGUGUUUAGUGAGUCCGCCACAUCAGAGGCAAUGGGGAUGACCGGGGAUGUUCUCUUGAUAAGUGCGUGAAUUGGACAAUUUUCCAGUCAAAAUGUAACAAGUAUUUUUGGGUGUCAAGGAAAAUGUAUGGAGUAAAAAGUACAUUAUUUUCUGUUGACAAAAAUAUAAAUAGUAAAGUAAAGUACAGAUACCACAAAAAAAAUUACUUAAGCAGUACUUUCAAGUAUUUUUACUUAAGUACUUUACACCACUGGACAGAAGUACAAAGGGGACAAACCAUUAGUGUCAAAGGUGGUGGUGGGGGUUCUGUUUGGAGACAAUUAAGGGUGGGUGGAUACUGGUGUUUUUUAUUCCCUACAUGUAGUGUGGUGGUUGCAUGGAAUAGCAGGCGAAACCAAACAUGAAGAGGCAUUGGAGAGAAUCCAACAGCCCUGAGGGAGCUAACCGCUGAUACCCUCAGACUCACCACAUGUACAGUGUACACACACACACACACACACAAACAAACAAACACACACACACACUUGUUGACCAGCAAUACAAUAACACUCAGAGAAUAUGUAUUUCCAAACCAUAGCUGAGAUAAAUCCUGGAAGGUAAAUGUCUUCCUGACAAAUACGUUUAGUAAUGAGAUCUUCCAAUGUCAGUAGAAAUGAGAACAGGUUUAGGGAUCCAGUAGUAAUAGUUGUCUCGUCUUGCUAUAGUGCUCCUGCUGCUGGUUGUCAGUCCUUACCGCUGUGUCCAUCCUCACGCUGUUCUGGAUGUACAUCUGUCUGAUGGCUUACAAUGACCGCGACGAUGUCAACUGGUGAGCUUGGUCAUACACUCUGUGUGUGAAUGUGUGCACAUACAGCUGCAGACACAAACGCAAACACACACACACACACACACACACACAUUGACAGCGAUGGACUCAAACCCUGUGACCUACCCUCUAUUGUCCCCUACCAGGAAGGUAUUUUCCAUUCUGAAACUGUGGGUGAACUGGUUCAUGGUGCUAAUCAUCAUCUCUGCUGUACUGACCAUCUACUGCACCCUAUUACUGGUGAGGGACACAAUUCAUAUACCUGUCAAUGCAUUUACUGUAUGAUGUUCACAUCAGCUGAGUUGUAAUGACUGUUUAAUUGCAGGUCUUUGCACUGUUCCAACUUGCCUUGAAAGUGCCUUUGGACUUACACAGUCUCCACAAGGUAUUAGGAACAUUCUUUGUUCCUAGAAUGUUUCCCUUUACAUGUUAUAUAAGAAGAGCAAAGCUAUAGUGGCAUAACAAGAAUGGCAAUAGCAUGGCUGAUUAACAAUAGUAACUAACUUCAUGUAUAGCUUAGGUAUUGACCUGUGUUGACUGAAUUGUAUUGUGUUGUGGUUUGCUCUGCACAGUUUUUCCUGUUUUUAGGAGUGGUCUUCGUCGCCUUGGGCACCACUGGAAUAAGCCUAAAUUGGGGAAAAGAGUGGCACACUGUUCUUCUGUCAUUACAGGUAUAGCAGGGCCAAAGUAUAGCACCAUGGAACUGUCUUUUAGGUGUGUGUAGUGUGUGUGUGUGUGUGUGUGUGUGUGUGUGUGUGUGUGUGUGUGUGUGUGUGUGUGUGUGUGUGUGUGUGUGUAGUGUGUGUGUGAGAAUGUUGGAGCUAGAGUGAGGUGUGUAGUAAGCCUGUGUGUUUUGGGUCAGGGCCUUGGCAGCAGUAUGCUACGUGUAUUACACUGUUUAUAACAUUGAUCUCCCUCAGGCCACCGCUCCGUUCCUACAGAUGGGAGGGGUUGGAGCCCUGACCCUGGUCAGCUGGCUGGUGUUCCAGGGCUUCCAUAGGACCCGCAGAGUAGGUCAGUGCUGAUACUGAACUUGUCCAAUGAAAAUACACAAACACUCACCGUGACAUCAAUAAUAUGAGACGUACAGUACACGCCUAUAGAUAUUAUUUCAAUAUUGAUAGAAUAUAAUUUCGUUCUGUGAACCCUGGAAUGAUAAUACAUACACCAGCUGAAUGAACUAAUUCAAUGCAGUUGACUAUCUUCUUUCCUUGCCUUUUUGUAUUCACAACAAUAGUUAAAGUAUGACUGUUUCAUUCUUAACCUGUGUCUGUCUGACCCCCAGCCUCUAAGAUCCUCAUCAUGGCAGUGUUUGUUGGCGUGUCAGUGGCAAUGUUCCUCAGCCCCCUACUCAUCCAAUCCCCUUGUCUGGUGGAGAAGGAACAGCUGCCCCGUAAACCUAACCUCAUUGGUCAUCGAGGAGCACCAAUGGUGAGGAAGUGCCCACUUUAUUUCUCAUACCGUGCAUUGGUUCUAUGGUCUCAAUAUUAAAGUGAUAAGCUGAAAAUGCAAAGUACCUAAAGGUGAUUGGCUACCUUAGUCAUACAGUGGAUACGACUUAAUGACAGAGAUAUAAGACCAUCAUCAGAAAAUGGCUUAUGUGUUACACUUUACCGUUGACAUAAAUUCCAUAAUCAUCCGUUAUGAUUCAGUAUGUAUAUAUACCCAGAACGACGUUAGUAUUAGUGUUUGUUUACAUUGCACUAAGUACACUACUGGUAAAAAGUUUUAGAACACCUACUCAUUCAAGGGUUUUUCUUUAUUUUUUUACUAUUUUCUACAUCGUAGAAUAAUAAGGAAGACAUCAAAACUAUGAAAUAACACAUAUGGAAUCAUGUAGUAACCAAAAAAGUGUUAAACAAAUCAAAACAUAUUAUAUAUUUUAGAUUCUUCAAAUAGCCACCCUUUGCCUUGAUGACAGCUUUGCACACUCUUGGCAUUCUCUCAACCAGCUUCACCUGGAAUGAUUUUCCAACAGUCUUGAAGGAGUUCCCACAUAUGCUGAGCACUUGUUGGCUGACUUUCCUUCACUCUGCAGUCCCAUUCAUCCCACACCAUCUCAAUUUGGUUGAGGUCGGGUGAUUGUGGAGGCCAGGUCAUCUGAUGCAGCACUCCAUCACUCUCCUUCUUGGUAAAAUAGCCCUUACACAGCCUGGAAUUGUGUUUUGGGUCAUUGUCCUAUUGAAAAACAAAUGAUAGUCCCACUAAGCCCAAACCAGAUGGGAUGGUGUAUCGCUGCAGAAUGCUGUGGUAGCCAUGCUGGUUAAGUGUGCCUUGAAUUCUAAAUAAAUCACAGACACAGUCACCAGCAAAGCACCCCCACACCAUAACAUCUCCUCCUCCAUGCUUUACGGUGGGAAAUACACAUGCGGAGAUCAUCCGUUCACCCACACCGCGUCUCACAAAGACACAGCGGUUGCAACCAAAAAUCUCACAUUUGGACUCCAGACCAAAGGACACAUUUUCACUGGUCUAAUGUCCAUUGCUUGUGUUUCUUGGCCCAAGCAUGUCUCUUCUUAUUAUUGGUGUCCUUUAGUAGUGGUUUCUUUGCAGCAAUUCGACCAUGAAGGCCUGAUUCCACACAGUCUACUCUGAACAGUUGAUGUUGAGAUGUGUCUAUUACUUGAACUCUGUGAAGCAUUUAUUUGGGCUGCAAUUUCUGAGGCUGGUAACUCUAAUUAACUUAUCCUCUGCAGCAGAGGUAACUCUGGGUCUUCCAUUCCUGUGGCGGUCCUCAUGAGAGCCAGUUUCAUCAUAGCGCUUGAUGGUUUUUGCGACUGCACUUGAAGAAACCUUCAAAGUUCUUGAAAUGUUCCAUAUUGAUUGACCUUCAUGUCUUAAAGUAAUGAUGGACUGUCGUUUCUCUUUGCUUAUUUGAGCUGUUCUUGCCAUAAUAUGGACUUGGUCUUUUACCAAAUAGGGCUAUCUUCUGUAUAUCCCCCCUACCUUGUCACAACACAACUGAUUGGCUCAAACGCAUUAAGAAGGAAAGAAAUUCCACAAGUUAACUUUAAGAAGGCACACCUGUUAAUUGAAACGCAUUCCAGGUGACUACCUCAUGAAGCUGGUUGAGAGAAUGCCAAGAGUGUGCAAAGCUGUCAUCAAGGCAAAGGGUGGUUAUUUGAAGAAUCUCAAAUAUAAAAUAUAUUUUGAUUUGUUUAACACUUUUUUGGUUAAUACAUGAUUCCAUAUGUGUUAUUUCAUAGUUUUGAUGUCUUCACUAUUAUUUUACAAUGUAGAAAAUAGUAAAAAUAAAUAAAAACCCUUGAAUGAGUAGGUGUUCUAAAACUUUUGACCGUUAGUGCACAUAUCCCUAUUUCCAUCAUUUCCAGUGAAUCAGAGGGCUUAAGCUUGAAUUUCUGUCCAGUCGUUGCUCUAGUCCUCUCCAAUAUCACCACCGUAGGCCCACUCAGCUCAGCUGUGUCAUAUGCAGCAUGGCUCAGUGUUCGCACAUCAUCAGGGUAGUCACAGGAGUGUUUCUCACCAAUCUGUCCUCUCUCUGUGUUCAGCUGGCCCCAGAGAACACCCUGAUGUCGUUCAUUAGGAGUGUGGAGUGCGGCGUGAUCGCCUUCGAGACGGACGUGCAGCUCAGGUACCCAGGGGACUAAGGCGGCUUCCUGUAUGCAUAGACAUUGCAGAGUUGUGAAGGAUCAAAAGUGCACUGCUGUUUCAAAUUGUUUUCAGUUGAAUAAUAAUAACAAGGAUGCAUGGGAUUUAUAUAGCGCUUUUCAAAGACCCAAAGAUGCAGUUUGUUGACAAUUCUUUCUCCUCCAGUAAGGACAGAGUUCCUUACCUGAUGCAUGACCACAACAGCCAUUUCCUGAGGAGGACUACAGAUGUUCUACAGAAGUUCCCUGGGAAAGACUUGAACCACAGCACAAACCUCACCUGGGAGGAGCUACAGGAAUUAAACGCUGGUGAUUGGUUCCUGAAGGUAAGGGUGAUAUCCAAUUUCACAAGCCUCCCUUGUAUGUUGUAGUGGGGCGGCAGGUUAAAGCGUUGGGCCAGUACCCGAAAGGUCGCUGGAACAUAUCCAUGUGUAGCAACAAGAUGAGAAAUGUGCCGCUGUGCCCUUGAGCAAGACAGUUAACACUAAUUGCUCCAGGGGUACUGUACAAUGGUGACCCUGGCUGUGACCCCAGUCCCUGCAGAUGUCUCAGGGGGAGUUGGGAUGUUAAAGAAACACAGUUCCAUUACACCCUUGUGUGUAACAGGACAAACACAGUAUAAGCACCCCCAAAAUUAUUAUUAGUUGGAAAUCAUUUCAUUUCAGUUUAGGUUUAGUUGAACAUGUCUUAUUUACUGUAGAUCCUUAAAAUGUGUAUUACAAUUUGAACUACACCAACUCAUUGACAUAAUGACAUCCAUACUAUGGAUAUCUCCCUUUCAGACAGAUCCAUUCCGCUCAGUGUCCCAGCUCUCAGAGCAGGAGAAGAAGACAGCUGGGAACCAGAGUGUUCCCUCCCUUCUGCAGCUGCUGGACCUGGCCAAGACUCAUAACACCUCUGUCAUCUUUGACUUGAAGAAUGACGACAACAAUGACACUAACGACACUGUGAACACCAUCCUCAACUCUAGCAUCCCCCAAGACCUGGUGAGUGGAAUCUCUAUCAGGAUCACUACUUCACCAGUUCUGUGUAGUUAUACUCUUAUUGCAGUUGUUUGACAGUGUGUCUCUUCUCUCUUUAGAUCCUCUGGCUUCCCCCUAAACACAGGGAGUAUGUGAGGGAGAUCGCACCAGGGUUCAAGCAGGUCUACAACACUGUGUCUGAUAUGAACCGUGACGGUGCAGAUUAUCUGAAUGUCAAAUACAGUGCGUUGAGCACCGCAGAGAUCGGGUGAGUAGCCUACCUCAAAGUUCCCACGCUUUUCUCAAUGCUUUAGUUCCAGAACCACAUUCCACCUGGGCUGAUUGACAGCUGCAGGUGUAGUGGUUACAAAAUUAAAAGUAUUUAUGUUGGCGUGCUGAGACAAGAAAAUGGCACUAUCUUAGACUGAGACAGACACAAUGCCACAAUGCCUCAGGGGGGAAUGAGACUAAAAUCAUGUUUUCGCACAGGUGGAUUUUUAAUGGCUGAGAGCCCAGUAGUGAACGUUCCUCAUGGGAUGAUAGUGUCUGUUGAUUUAGUGAAAACAAACAGCUCAAAGAUGAUGGGAAAGUGUUGUCUGAACAAGCAUGAUGUGUCCUUUAAUAGUAUGACAUCUUACAGUAUGAUUGAUCACUCCUACUACUAAUUAUAUGUUGCUGAUCUGAGCCAGCUCUUUCACCUAAUCUUUUAAUUCGCUACUGAACUUGUAUUUUUGUGUGUUUGUGUGAGACAGGGAGCUUCGGAACAGGAACGUGACGGUGAACCUGUGGGUGGUGAAUGAACCAUGGCUCUUCUCUCUGCUGUGGUGCUCGGGGGCCAGCUCUGUGACCACCAACGCCUGCUCCCUCCUAAAGGACAUGUCCCAGCCUGACUGGACAAUGGUGAGGGACUCACAUCAAACCCCCUCUUCUUCACUUUCCCAUAGUCACUCCCUCUUCAACGGUCAACCAGAUCACCCCACCCUGACAUUGUAAUUCUCACAAAGUCAAUAUUGCUUUUAAACAUUAGCUAGCAUAUAUUAUGAUAUCCAUGUGUAGCAUUGAACUUGACAUUUUCUCACGAGUUUUUCAUCUUGUGCGCCAUCUAUGGGUUGUAUAAAUGUACACUACUGGUCAAAAGUUUUAGAACACCUACUCAUUCAAGGGUUUUUCUUUAUUUUUUUAUUUUUUUCUACAUCGUAGAAUAAUAAGGAAGACAUCAAAACUAUGAAAUAACACAUAUGGAAUCAUGUAGUAACCAAAAAAGUGUUAAACAAAUCAAUUCAUAUUUUAUGUUUGAGAUUCUUCAAAUAGCCACCCUUUGACUUGAUGACAGCUUUGCACACUCUUGGCAUUCUCUCAACCAGCUUCACCUGGAAUGCUUUUCCCACAGUCUUGAAGGAGUUCCUACAUAUGCUGAGCACUUGUUGGCUGACUUUCCUUCACUCUGCAGUCCCACUCAUCCCACACCAUCUCAAUUUGGUUGAGGUCGGGGGAUUGUGGAGGCCAGGUCAUCUGAUGCAGCACUCCAUCACUCUCCUUCUUGGUAAAAUAGCCCUUACACAGCCUGGAGCUGUGUUUUGGGACAUUGUCCUAUUGGGGGGAAAAAAUGAUAGUCCCACUAAGCCCAAACCAGAUGGGAUGGCGUAUCGCUGCAGAAUGCUGUGGUAGCCAUGCUGGUUAAGUGUGCCUUGAAUUCUAAAUAAAUCACAGACACAGUCACGAGCAAAGCACCCCCACACCAUAACACCUCCUCCUCCAUGCUUUACAGUGGGAAAUACACAUGCGGAGAUCAUCCGUUCACCCACACCGCGUCUCACAAAGACACAGCGGUUGCAACCAAAAAUCUCACAUUUGGACUCCAGACCAAAGGACACAUUUCCACUGGUCUAAUGUCCAUUGCUCGUGUUUCUUGGCCCAGGCAUGUCUCUUCUUAUUAUUGGUGUCCUUUAGUAGUGGUUUCUUUGCAGCAAUUCGACCAUGAAGGCCUGAUUCACACAGUCUACUCUGAACAGUUGAUGUUGAGAUAUGUCUAUUACUUGAACUCUGUGAAGCAUUUAUUUGGGCUGCAAUUUCAUAGGCUGGUAACUCUAAUUAACUUAUCCUCUGCAGCAGAGGUAACUCUGGGUCUUCCAUUCCUGUGGCGGUCCUCAUGAGAGCCAGUUUCAUCAUAGCGCUUGAUGGUUUUUGCGACUGCACUUGAAGAAACGUUCAAAGUUCUUGAAAUGUUCCAUAUUGAUUGACCUUCAUGUCUUAAAGUAAUGAUGGACUGUCAUUUCUCAUUGCUUAUUUGAGCUGUUCUUGCCAUAAUAUGGACUUGGUCUUUUACCUAAUAGGGCUAUCUUCUGUAUAUCCCCCCUUCCUUGUCACAACACAACUGAUUGGCUCAAACGCAUUAAGAAGGAAAGAAAUUCCACAAAUUAACUUUAAGAAAGCACACCUGUUAAUUUAAAUGCAUUCCAGGUGACUACCUCAUGAAGCUGGUUGAGAGAAUGCCAAUAGUGUGCAAAGCUGUCAUCAAGGCAAAGGGUGGUUAUUUGAAGAAUCUCAAAUAUAAAAUACAUUUUCAUUUGUUUAACACUUCUUGGGUUACUACAUGAUUCCAUAUUUGUUAUUUCAUAGUUUUGAUGUCUUCACUAUUAUUCUACAAUGUAGAAAAUAGUAAAAAUAAAUAAAAACCCUUGAAUGAGUAGGUGUUCUAAAACGUUUGACCGGUAGUGUACCUACUAGGUUUGCUGGUACUUACUAUAUGUGUGUGUCUGUGUGUGUUUCAGAGACCUGAUAUAUACAGAAUUAUAUGGAUCACAGUGGACCUGGUGUCAUUGCUCAUAAUGUUUGCAGUUUUCAUCUUACAGAGGUGAGUAGCGCACUACCAUUGUCUGUAAAAGACAAUGGAAACAGUCUUUGGAAUUUUAAGACUUGAUUUGUUCACUUUACUCUUCUGCUUUGAAAAAGGUGCUGUCUCAGUCAUGCUAAAGGUGGGUUUUUCUAGUAGACAUUGAUGAUCAAUAUAAUCAAUAUGGAAAAAUUCAAAUUGUUCCCCUUUUUUGCAAUGUUUACAGUAAUUAUGUACGGUACUAACUACUAAGAUAAUUGCCAUCUACAAUGCCUUCAGAAAGUAUUCAUACCCCUUGACUUAUUCCACAUUUUGCUGUGGUACAGCCUGAAUUCAAAAUUGAUUAUAUAUAUAUAUUUUUCAUCACCCAUCUACACACAAUACCCCAUAAUGACAAAGUGAAACAUAUUUUUUUGAAAUGUUUGCACAUUUAUGGAAAACGAAUACAGAAAUAUCUAAUUUACAAACGUAUUCACACCCCUGAGUCAAUACUUUGUAGAAGCACCUUUGGCAGCGAUUACAGUUGUGAGUCUUUCUGGGUAAGCUUUCCACACCUGGCUUGUGCAACAUAAAGACCACUCUAAAAUGUGCAGUUUUGUCACACAACACAAUGCCACAGAUGUCUCAAGUUUUGAGGGAGCAUGCAAUUGGCAUGCUGACUGCAGGUAUGUCCACCAGAGUUGUUGCCAGAUAUUGAAUGUUAAUUUCUCUACCAUAAGCCGCCAUCCAACGUCAUUUUGGAGAAUUUGGCAGUACAUCCAACCGGCCUCAUAACCAAAGACCACAUGUUAACCACGCCAGCCCAGGACCUCUACAUCCGGCUUCAUCACCUGCGGAAUCGUCUGAGACCAGCCACCCGGACAGCUGAUGAAACUGAGGAGCAUUUAUGUCUGUAAUAAAGCCCUUUUGUGGGGAAAUAUUACUCUAGUGCCUUGUUGCAAACAGGAUGCAUGUUUUGGAAUAUUUGUAUUCUGUACAGGCUUCCUUCUUUUCACUCUGUCAAUUAGGUUGGUAUAGUGGAGUAACUACAAUGUUGUUCAUCCAUCCUCAAUUUUCUCCUGUCACAGCCAUUAAACUCUGUAACGGUUUUAAAGUCACCAUUGGCCUCAUGGUGAAAUCCCUGAGCGGUUUCCUUCAUCUCAGGCAACUGAAUUAGGUGUAAUUAAUAACUUCACCAUGCUUAAAGGAAUAUUCAAUGUCUGCUUUUUUUUACUUAAUUACCUAUCUACCAAUAGGUGCCCUUCUUUGUGAGGCAAUGGAAAACCUCCCUGGUCUUUGUGGUUUAAUCUUUGUUUGAAAUUCACUGCUCAACUGAGGGACCUUACAGAUAAUUGUAUGUGUGGGGUACAGAGAUGAGGUAGUCAUUCAAAAAUAAUUUUAAACACUAUUAUUGCACACAGAUUGAGUGCAUGCAACUUAUUAUGAAACUGGUUAAGCCAUAACAAAGGGGUUGAAUAUUUUCAGCUUUUCAUUUUUAAUUAAUUUGUAAAAACUAAAAAAAACUAAAAAUCCACUUUUACAUUAUGGGGUAUUGUGUAUAGGUCAGUGAUAAAAACAAAUCUAAAUGUAAUCAAUUUAAAAUUCAGGCUGUAACAAUCAAAUGUGGAAAUAUUAAAGGGGUGUGAAUGCUUUCUGAAGGCACUGUAUGUAUCUUGUAUGAUGAAUCUUUAUGAUAGCUAUUGUUAACUUUGAUAUGGGACUGAUAUAUAAGGAUUAUACCACGCUCUCUUACUGUAAUACAUUUCAUUCUUGUUUUGAUGGUGUAAAUAAUUAAAUGUUUAGUGUUUUGGUUGCAUUAAUGACAUGCAAAGAAAACAACUGCUGUAUUUGUGCUUAUGAUCCUAUAAACUAGGACACAAGGGCAUCAUGUAAAGAGACAUCCUAUAAUGAGUAAGUGGAAUAAUUGUUUGUGUCUGAUUAUCUCUACAGGGAAAAAGCAAAUAAAGGGAUUUUCUGCCUGGAAUCAGAGAGAACUAUCCCCCUUCUUACCCUCUGAAUAGUUCAGCCUGGAUCCAGAAAUCCACCCCACCCCACCUUACCAUCUGUAUGGCUCAGCCUUGAAUCAGGAAGUAAUUAGGCUAAUUGAAAAGACAGUAUCAAAAGAAUGUGUGGUUCACAUGCAUAAAGUACAUUUUACAUUCAUCAUGAGAAUUUAUGAACAAAGAUGCAAAUACCACAUCCACAUGUUGCCCUAGGAUGGCCAUUUUAUUUGCUUUUAAUUCAAGAAGUCAUUUCAUAGUCAUUUUAUUUCAAUAUAUUUUAGAUGCUUUUUGUGACCAUUUGUAAAUAGGGUUUUCCUAUAGAAAAUGUUUGUGUGACACUGUAUUUUUUUUUUUAUAUACACUGUAUACAUGAAGUUUAGUCUUAUUUGGAAACUACUGGUGUUGUGUUCACUGAUAAAUGUCAGCACUAUUUCCACUGGGGGUUACAUUCUGAAUGAGAGAUUUACAAAAUGAUCAAAAAUCAUCUUAUAUCAUAUUUUUGAUAAAAUCAUAUCCGUAUUUGACACGUCUGUGUGUGCUUGUGUGAACGCAUGAGAGAAUGUGUGUGUGCGCGCGCCCGUGUGUGUGAGCGCGCGCACCCGUGCGUGAGUGAGUAGGUGUGUGCGUGAGAGAGAGAGUGUGUGUGUCAG